UCCGCGGCAUCGAUUCGUUACGAGAUAAUUUGGGCUUUUCUAAUGAAAAACUAGUGUCGUGUGUUCCAUGGGCCAUGAACUGUGCGUACUACCAGCAGGCGGGGGGCCCGCACCCCCCACACAACCACAACAAUAGUUACUUCAACGAGGUUAGUAUCGACCCAGUGUCUCCGGAUCACAAGGACAUGAAGAUCUUAGAACACCCGAGCUUACGCGGGACGCCCCUGGCGAUGCUGGCGGCGCAGUGCAACAAGCUGUCGAGCAAGUCGCCGCCGCCGCUCGCCGACGCCGCGGUCGGGAAGGGGUUCCACCCGUGGAAGAAGAGCCCCGGCGCCCCCUCGCCACCCGGCGCUGGCGCCCCGCCCCGCUCACAGGCGCCCUCGUGCACCCCCUACGGCCGGGCCCCGACCUCGUGCUCGGCGGCCCCCUCCUACGGCAACGACCUCUACUUCCCCUCCUCGGGCGACCAGCUGCUGGGCAAGAGCGAGUCGAGCGCCAGCCUCGGCUCUAUGUACUCGCGGCACCCCUACGAGUCGUGGCCCUUCAACGUCGGUGGCGGAGGCGGGGGCGGUGCCCUGAAGGCGGCCGAAAUGGGGGGCGUCGGCGCCGUCGGCGGCACCUGGUGGGACGUCCACGGCGGCUGGCUCGACGUCGGCGGCCAGAUGGCCAACUACGCCGGCCAGGACUACUCGCAGCUCACACAUUCCCUGUCGGGCGGGGCGCACCUGCUCCCCCCGGCGCCGCAUCUACUCCAGGACGCGUACAAGUCGGUGCUGCCGUCGCAGGGCUCGUUCGGGAUCCACGCGCCGGGAUCGCCGGCGCCCCCCGCGCAGGCGCCCUCGCCGCGCUCGCAGCGGAGGUACGCCGGCCGCGCGACCUGCGACUGCCCCAACUGCCAGGAGGCGGAGCGCCUUGGGCCGGCUGGCGCGCACCUCCGCAAGAAGAACAUCCACAGCUGCCACAUCCCGGGCUGCGGCAAGGUGUACGGCAAGACCUCCCACCUGAAGGCGCACCUCCGCUGGCACACGGGGGAACGGCCGUUCGUGUGCAACUGGCUGUUCUGCGGGAAGCGGUUCACGCGGUCAGACGAGUUGCAGAGGCAUCUGCGCACGCACACGGGGGAGAAGCGGUUCGCGUGCCCGGUGUGCAACAAGCGAUUCAUGAGGUCCGACCACCUCGCCAAGCACGUGAAGACGCACAACGGCGGCAAGAAGGGCAGCUCGGAGUCGUGCUCGGACUCGGAGGAGAACAGCCAGGGUGAGGGCGGACCGGGCGGGCGGUCGCCGGACCACCACCUGGACGUGAAGCCGGGCCCGCUAGUGUGACGGGGGGCGGCGGCGCUGGCCGUGCCGCACCACGUCCCGUCGCUCCUGUGAUACCGCCGCGCGCCGCCCCCCGCGCCGCCGCCCCCGCCGCCCGCGAAGCCCCCGCCGCCGCCUGUACAUAGCACAUAUCAAGUGUAUAAAGAGACUCAGUGGGGCGCCAUCUAGCGUCGCGUAGUGCUACUCGUGAG
Molecule: messenger RNA, 1513 nt
Organism: Aricia agestis (brown argus)
Lineage: Eukaryota; Metazoa; Arthropoda; Insecta; Lepidoptera; Lycaenidae
Gene: Sp1
Product: transcription factor Sp9
Exons: 3
Coding region: 75-1325 (416 amino acids)
Biological process (GO): regulation of transcription by RNA polymerase II
Molecular function (GO): RNA polymerase II cis-regulatory region sequence-specific DNA binding; DNA-binding transcription factor activity, RNA polymerase II-specific
Source: RefSeq, a predicted model, not a curated record